Molecule: messenger RNA, 3085 nt
Organism: Zingiber officinale
Lineage: Eukaryota; Viridiplantae; Streptophyta; Magnoliopsida; Zingiberales; Zingiberaceae
Exons: 7
Coding region: 175-2592 (805 amino acids)
Molecular function (GO): zinc ion binding; protein binding
Source: RefSeq, a predicted model, not a curated record
AUGCAUCUCCUGCAGCAAAACCUACUAAAUUGAGUGGCAUAAUUAUUUAUUUGGGUAUGAUGAUGCUGCUUUUACUGCGCAAGUACUGUUGUGAUCUGUUGGAAUUUCAUUUGAAGAUCCUUAAUUUGCUUACGUUGGUCCUAAGUCAUGGGUGCUAGGUAGAUUGAGAACAGCAUGGAUGAGCAGCGAAGAAUAGUUGCUAUUUGCCAAUAUGGUGGUGAAUUUGUCAAUAACAAUGAUGGGUCUAUGACAUAUUCUGGUGGAGAAGCUCAUGCACUUGAAGUAGCUCAUGGCAUGAGCUUUGAUUCUUUUAAGUUUGAACUUAGUAGUGUGUUCAAUGUUGAUAUAAGUGGUAUGUCCAUCAAAUAUUUUCUCCCUGGCAACAAUAAAACACUCAUCACAGUGUCUAGCGACAAGGACUUAGCCCGGAUGAUUGAUUUUACUUCCAAUGUUUUGACUGCUGAGGUUUAUAUCAUAAACAAGGUCGAGAACAGGAUAACUGUAGCUGAUUCUGGAACCUCAAAUAUUGGCACAGCUGCAAAUGCGCAAGAUGGGAAACGAAAAAGGACAACUAAAGCCCGUGUGAAUGUUGUUCAACCCAAUAUUCCAAAUGCUAUACCUGGUGUGGCUGGAAAUAUUGCCAACAAUCUCCAAAAGCAGCCAAUCAUGACUGAAAAUGAUGACCACAGGAUAAAUGCUGACGGUUUUCUUAUUCCAAUUGUUUCGCCGACUGCUACUAUGGAUAAUUCCAGGCUAAGGAUCAUGAAUUGUGACAUUGUUGAUGAAAGGGCAACUGGCAACAUAUUGGUUGAUCCAAGUACACCUCUUUUUACAUCUCUAGUCGCUACUGAAGAUGUCAGACCUAUAAAUUCAGGCUCCCACUGGGACACGAUCAUAAGCGGAGUGGGACAGGAAUUUGAUAAUGCCAAGGACUUUCGAUCUCAAUUGUGUAAUUAUGCUAUUGGUAAAGGUUUUGCAUAUAAAUUUGUUAAGAAUGAAUCCAGUAGAGUGACUGUAAAAUGUGCUGAAGAAACUUGUCCAUGGCGUAUUCAUGCUUCAGAAACAUCAAGUAAGUUGAAGUUCAUCAUAAAAAAAAUGACUGAUGUUCAUACCUGCGAUGGAGGAAAUGGUCAGAGAAAGGCAACACGGCAGUGGCUCACCAAAAUUAUCAAGGAAAGGUUACAUUGCAGUCCGCAGUCAAAGCCCAAAGAUCUUGUAAGAGAGAUAUAUGAAGAUUUUGGUGUGAAUUUAACCUACUCUCAGGUUUGGCGAGGAAGAGAAGUAGCGCAGAAGGAGCUUUAUGAUUCUAUGAAAGAGACGUACAGCCAACUGCCUUGGUUUGCUGAAAGAAUAUUGGAAACCAACCCAGGCAGUGUUGCCUUGCUAUCUACUUCACUUGAUUCAAAGUUCCGUCGGUUUUUUGUGUCAUUUCAUGCUUCCCUUCAUGGCUUUGAGCAUGGUUGUCGGCCUCUCCUUUUUCUUGAUAGGAUUCCUUUGAAAGCAACCAAUCAACACAAGUUACUGGUUGCUGCGUCAGUUGAUGGAAAUGAUGCAGUCUUUCCUGUUGCCUUUGCUGUAGUAGAGGAUGAGCAUUAUGAUAGUUGGUUUUGGUUUCUAGUACAGUUGAAAUAUGCUGUAACUACCUCUCGAACAAUUACCUUUGUGUCAAACAGGCAGAAGGGUUUGGAUGAGGCCAUACCUCGAGUAUUUGAGGAUAAUUGCCAUCACAGUUAUUGUUUGCAUCACCUUUUAGAGGAAUUUAAAAAUGAACUGAGGAAGAGUCCAUGGUCUUCACAAGUGAAAGAUGCAAUGAUUGGAGAUUUUACCCGCGCUGCGCAAGCCUGCAGUAUCGAGGAUUUCAAUGCUUCUAUUGAGAGCAUAAGAAAUGUUUCACCAGAAGCUGCUGAGUGGGUUCUGGCUAGUAAACCAGAAAAUUGGUCUGAUGCCAUUUUCAAAGGUUUUAGAUAUGAUCAUUUCUCGUCAAACAUUGUUGAUUCAUUUAUUAAUUGGAUACCUGCAAAGAGAGAAUCAUCAGUGGUUCAUAUGUUUGAUGCAAUAAUAGGCAAGUUAGGAGAGAUUAUAGAAGAAAGGCGUGCAGCAUGCAAUACAUGGGCAGGCCCUUUAACACCAGUUAUGGAGCAAAAAUUGCAAAAGGAGAUGGUGAAGGCUCGAAAGCUAAAUGUAUUAUGCUCUUCCGACACUGUGUUUGAGGUUCGUGGCAAUUCUAUAUUUGUUGUCAACAUUGGAAGUUGGGAAUGCACUUGCAAGAGGUGGCAGAUUUCUGGUCUUCCUUGUCUACAUGCCAUUGCAGCCUUUAAUCGGGUUGAAAAAAAUGUUUACGACUAUUGUUUAAGAUAUUUCAGAAUCGAAUGCUACCAAUUGGCUUAUUCAGAAUCUAUCCAUGUGAUACCAAAUAUUGAAAGCAUAGAUUUCUUUUCUGGUGCAAGUUCAUACCCUCCUCCUACUCGUCGUCCACCAGGAAGGCCAAGGAGAAAGCGAUUUAAUCCCAACAAGAUUAACACUGCUCUUCGACUCUGCAGCAGGUGCAAAAUAGCAGGUCACAACAAGGCAACUUGUGAAGCCUUUCUCUAGACUUCAUGUAGACAUCAGUUUUUAUCUGUUCUCAAGCACAUCUGCAUUCUACCUUCUUCUCAAUGCCUCCAGAUGCGAUCAGCCUGUGUUCAUGCAGUUCGCCAACUCUGUAAGACUUUUUUAGGCUUCUUCAUUAGCUGCUUCCAAUUUCUCAAGCCCUGAUCUGCGCGAACAGCAUUCUGUUGAUACAUGUAUCAUGCUGUUUCAUUUUUGCAGGCAUUAUUAUUAUUAUUAUUAUUAUUUGUGUGUGUGUGUUUGAUCAAUGUCAUGUAUCAAGGGACACAAUGGUUUUGGUUGCUGCCUCUAGUAUGAUCAAUGGAUGUUUAUGUAGUCGAAUCUUUUUAUGGACAACUUUAGUACACUCAUUGCCUGUAUAUUACUUUGAAGUUCUGAUCAUGUGGCAUUGUCCUUUUUAGUGGUAAUUUUUAUAUAUGUAAUAAUUUUAAGGCAAAGGAAAAUACUCUAAUGUAAUAAAUUUGAAUUUGAAUUUUUA